AUGAUUUACCUACAAGGAAAGAAUCGACCGAUCGGCAUUAAGGAAGAGGACAUAAACGAUGAGAAUUACCUCCUCAUAAAAAACAUUCUCAAGGAUGAACACGUGCAUGUACAUAGCUGGAUAGAAGUCAGUCUGGUCUACUACAAGAAAAAUCACUACAAGCUUUUUUUGGACCUAACCAAAGAGGGGGAAAUUUUUUAUCUGACGAAGGAUGCUGGGAGGGGGGUGGAGAAGGAACCAGACGAGAGGGACACCUCGAAAGACGGAUCCAAUUUUUACACCCUCCUUCUGUUGUAUCACUUGGAAAAAAUAAUGAAUGUCAAGAAUGUGAGCAAGGAGGAUGAGUUGAAAAUAAAACUGGAGAAUUUAAUCAAUCAGAUUGAGCGGAGGAGGAGUGACGUUCUCCUCAAGGGGGUGGAAGUCGAUAUGCCCAAUGGUAUACCAGGCGGGGUGUCAAUCGGGGUAUCAAUCGAUGGGUCAAAUAAACCGCAGCGGUCCAUUCCGUGGGAGACCUACGACUACUUGUCCCCACACCUACCUAAAGCCAUCUACAACGUCAAUAUGUACCUGUAUCUGCUGAACAAGUAUGACCGGAAGAGCGGCGCCAACUACUUCCAGCAGCCCAGGACUUCCCCCCUCGAUGGCGAAGACGAGGAUGAUGAGAAGAAGGACGCAUCAGAGGAGAAGAUAAAAAAUGAAUACAUUAAUCCGUUGAAUUAUUUGAUGGAGAGUAUAUCUAUACUAACCGAUUUGGUAAAAAAGAACAAGUACGAUUUUGUCGCCUCGAUUUAUUUGUCCCUCUCGUUAUGUCUGACGUACAAGUUGGAUCUCUGCAUUGAGUUUUCCUCCCACGUCCUGAUAAGGGUUCUAAAUUUGCAGAAUUUUCUAAACGAUAUUGUUUCUACCUAUCGGGGGGUGUUAAAUCCUGUGGGGAAGGAAUCUCCCAGCAUGGAGAAGGGAGCCACCACCUGGUUGUCCAAAUUUAUCAGUUCUGCAAAAGGGCCGAAUGAAAGUACUGAUAAGCGUGGAGAUAAGGAUAGCCCGUUUGGUGGAAGGGAGCAUACGGCGAGGGAAGAGCACCUCUAUAAGUGCAUUCGAUUAAACAAUUUACUAACCACCCUGAGAAGACUCAAGGGAAUAAUAAAAUACAUAAUUGGCAUCUGCUAUGUGAAGAAGAAGGAGUGGAGUACGGCCUCCUUCUGCCUAACUGAAGCGAUCAAAAUGGAUGGCCAGCCCCAGGCGUACUUAACUAACGGGUGGCUACUCCUGAUGAACUAUUUGGGAAAAAUUGCUGACUGCAACGAUUUUGUGAGAGAAGGGAUCCAUUGGGAGGUUAGAAGUGGAGGCUUGGUACAUAUCAAAGAGGAGGAGUCCCCCCAUUUGGAGUCUCUCCCCGAUGGGUGGGAUAAAAAUGAUCUUCGAAAAAUCCCCAUUAGGGACGUCAUUAACCUGACGCUGCUACGUUAUUACGAUUAUUUGAGAGGCGGUAUAGUGAAGUAUUCCAAAGGGGUGGAAACCUUUCUGAUGAGAGAAAGCUCAUCUUCUUAUUCUUAUCACAUCGAUAAGAACGACAUAUACGAGUACGACGAAGCGAUCGAGAUGACGAACAGUGAAGGUGUGUACCUGAAGAAGAAUCACGAGCAUGUGCAUCUCUCCGAGAGGAUGAUUUAUCUGUACCUGGAUUUGUGCGAAAUAUGGCUGAUGCAGGGAAAUACAAAAUCGGUUUCGCUUCUAAAACUGAUGAAGGAUAAGAUACACUUUAAUUAUGUCGAUAAGAAGUGCCUCUCAAAGUACUACUUCCUCAUUGGCAUGUAUUACCAUCACAUUGUGCGAAACAUCAGGAGGGCACUCAAGUACUACCACAAAAGUCUGCAGAUCUAUGGCAACCACGUCAGCAGGUACUAUCAUACCAUCUGUUUGCUUUACCUGAGGAGGUAUACUAAAGCUAAGAAGAACAUUUUGUUUUUUUUUCAAAAAUGUAAAAAUGCCUACUUCGUUAAAUUGUAUGUUUUCUUUUUUCUCCACACGGCGAAUUUAUUUUUAAAUUUUAACCUCCUGUGUGAGGGCAGCAGUGAGGCACUUCCCCAUGGGGGGCCGACAGUGGGGGGUGAGGCAGUCUCUCAUAGCAUUCGGAGUACCACUCAGAGUACCACUCGAGGGGAGGAAACGAAACAGGGCAACGACAAUGCAGCACAUGUCUCUGUUCGAAGCAAAUAUAUGAAGAGCACCCCAAAUGACAGCUGCAAGAAAAUUGUCCUAAAAAUGCUGCAACACCUGAUGGACGUUCUGGAAGCGCACCAUUAUAUGUUUCAUAUCGAUUUGGACAUCAAACUGAUGAGAGUGAAGAUACGUGAACUGCUCCUAACGAAGUAUAACCAAGACGAGAUGGUGGCCUACAACAAGGAGCUAAGCGAAAUGGAACCUGUUAGAACCUUUUUCAGACAAAGAAAUAAGCCUCGCAAAAUAUCCUACGAGUUGAUAAACAAUUAUGUCAUCUCUCUUUUUUUUUGCGACCAGAAGGAACGCAGUGUGGAGUUAAUGGAGCUGCUAAAGAGGGAGGUGUUCCUCAAGGUGAAGCGCUUCUCCAGUUACUACUCCUAUGCGUUUUGCGGUAAGCCUCCCGAUCCGCGACUGUCGCGGGGGAGGGAAGAACAUAAGUUUGGCCGUUCCAUGGCAGGGGCACUCUCCAGUACAGGGAACAUCGCUCGGAAGCGCAGCGCGGCCUCUCCGGGGUGCACGAAGAAGAAGUCUAAGCGGGGUGGAAUCGGGUCCCCCUGUGAAGAAGUCACUACAGAAAUUGCGCCCUGUGAAGAGGUCAUUACAGAAACGGCACCCCGCGAAGAGGCCAGUACGUGGGAGGCCAAACAAAAGAGAGGAGACCUCCUCCGCCUAACCCUGCGCCGAAACAAACUAAAGCUGUGCCACAUGCACGCCAUGCUCCGCCACCAUCGAAUCAGAGAGGCCAAGCUAGCCAUGGUGAGUCACGGAGCGAAGCUUCCCCAUCAUGUAUACAUAAAAAGAAGCAACAGGAAAAGGUACAGGGAAAUAAUUAACUACCUGAAGAGGAUCUACAUCACCAUUUCCUUUAACAGCGCAGUGCUGGCAGAAUACCUAGGUUAUAAGGACCCCCCCAUGCAGACGUACAAAUUGUAUACAAAGCUGUAUAAGACGUAUGAAGGGGCCUUCGUUAGGUUAGCAAAUGUAUACAUAAAGAUGAAGAAAUUUUCCAAGGCAAAGGAAGUCAUAGAAAAGGGAUUGCAGACAAAUCCAAAGUCAGUAAACCUCCUGCUACAGAAGGUUUACCUACAUGUGGAGAGGAAGAACUACGAUUAUUGUAUAUACACAUUGGAGAAGCUAAAAAAAAGUGAAGACCUACAAGAUGAUGUCUUGAUUAACACCUAUUUGGCCAUCAUCAAAUUUUUUAACCUUAAAAGGGGAAAAAAUAAAGAAGAGAAAAAUCAGCUAGUAAACGAAAUUUACUCUCACAUAAGUCUGUUAGGAAGAAGCAGGAACAACUUCUUCGUGUCGAGCUUAAUAUCGAUACUGCUGAGCGUUAAUCACAAGGUUGAUCUGUCCAGUGAAGCGUUCCAGUUCCUAAUUGACUCAAAUGAGAAACUGACUUUUUACUACAAAUCAGCGUUACGAAAUUUUGUCCUCCACAUGUUUAACCACCUGAUGAGAACAAACCAUGUGAUGAAUAAUAAGUUAUUUUUAAAAAAAUUAAAUCUGUUUUUUAAUUUAAGCUUAAAGAAUGGUAUUAACGACAAGCCGUUUCUUCUCUGCUAUGCGAAUUUUCUACAUCUAAUUGAGAAGUUUGAAGAUGCCAUUGUUCUGCUGUACAGCGCGUAUGUGAAGUGGCCUCACGACUUGUCCAUUUUGAAUACCCUGAUCAUUUGCAUCGAUUCAUUCGUUUCGAAAUAUCUUAGUUCCGAUUACGUCGAGUUGACCGAUAUUCUCCUCAUGGGGGAUUUGAUUGCUUUCUCCUUCUGCGCCAUCCACACCCUGCUGCGCUUCAAGCGCCUCGCCACCUCGGCGGAGCUCCUCGCUUCGGAUGAACGACACAACUACUACAAAGAAGGCGAUCUCAUCAUCGAAGUAAGGAGGAAAGACAUCGAGCAUCUAGCUAGCAGGAAGUACCUAAUCAGCACGUACAGAAAGUUCGAGGAGAAAAUAAAGCCAUACAUUGAAAGCAGCGUGCCUAGUAUGGUCAGACAGAAAAAAAUGUAUAACCAGAAAAAGAUAAAUUUACAGAGAAAAAUUUACGAGGAAAAAAAGAAGAAGAAAAAUAUGGAAAUGAAAAAACUAAAGAGUCAGGAAAGUCUCCAUGAGGAACUGCUCAGGGAUGUUAGCGAACUGACGUACCACAUGACCCAGCGGGAGACGGGAAUGCUCACCCUGGGGGGAGAAGAAAAGGACGCCGCGCAGGAAGAGGAGGGAGAAGUGCAUCCACGGUUGGAUCAUCCAGAAGAGGAGCAAAUCGAGAAGGACGAUGAAAAGGAACAGGAGGAGAAGAAGCAGAAAAAGGAGCCGGCGAAGGAGAACAACCCUGGGAAGGGAAGCAACUCCGACGGUGAUCCGCAAUACGUGGAAACCUCGUCCAGCAGCUCAGAUCUCUUCGAGGAGAAGAAGCCCAAGAAAAGGAAAAAAGUAAUAGACUGA
This is a messenger RNA of Plasmodium inui San Antonio 1, 4659 nucleotides long. RefSeq lists its product as hypothetical. The record is from RefSeq and is a predicted model, not a curated record. The coding region runs from base 1 to 4659 and encodes 1552 amino acids. Gene Ontology annotation, biological process: regulation of DNA-templated transcription. Lineage: Eukaryota; Apicomplexa; Aconoidasida; Haemosporida; Plasmodiidae. The transcript has 2 exons. Gene Ontology annotation, molecular function: RNA polymerase II complex binding. Gene Ontology annotation, cellular component: Cdc73/Paf1 complex.